AUGCCGUCUCUACUAGAUGCUCUCCGGCAACACAGUGUUAUUGAUUGCGAUACACUAGACAGCGAAGUGGCCAAGAAUCUGGGGCCUUUUGUAGACUGCACUUCGAACCAGGCCAUUGCAUUCUUCGAACUUUCUAAAGUUUCUAAUGGAGAUCCUUCCCUACACCAUGAAGUAUUGAUCCGAGAGAGUGCGAGAGACGCCGAUAGACUGCAUGAGAUUCGAGGUCAAACGUCUUUACCCGAGUUCAUCGUCGAGAUUAUGAUGGUCAAGCUGCAGUUGUUGAUUGCUCCCUAUAUCACGGGAUACGUUCAUGUUCAAACGAAUCCCAAAUUGUCAUACUCACAGGCGGGAACGGUGGUCAACGCUCAAAGGAUUAUUGCCAUAUUCAGAGCAUUGGCACCCGAUUUUGAUACCAAGCGUAUCUGUAUCAAGAUACCUGCGACAUGGGAGGGUCUUUGCGCAUGUCGCACUUUGGAAGCCAACGGCGUAACCACGCUGGCGACAACGAUGUUUUGCAUGGAGCAAGCAGUUCUAGCCUCGGAUGCAAAUUGCACUUAUAUCGCGCCCUAUAUCAACGAACUGAAGGUGCACUUCGAAACAGGGUACAUUGACCACAAUAAAGCUUUCGCCUUCUGCCGUGAAGCUCAGGCUUACUACAAUGCACACAAUCUUCGCACCCGCGUUCUUGCUGCGUCUCUCACGUCUGUCGAUGAAGUGUUACAACUAGCAGGGGUGAAUCACAUCACAAUUUCUCCGAUACUUCUGCAUGCGUUAUCGCGUCUGGACGUUUCUAAAACGACAAAGAGACCGGGCCAGUAUUUUGCAGAUGAACCAGCCGCGAAGAGCUUGAAUGCCCUGAAAUAUGCCUCCAUUCUGCGAGAUGAGAGCGCUUGGAAACUUGCAUUCACAAGGAGCGGUUUUGGAACAAGUGAAGGAAAGAUCAUUCAAGCCAUCAAUUACUUUUCCGACUUCCAAGAGAAGCUGGAAGAGCUUGCUGGACGUUACGUAUCAUGA
Molecule: messenger RNA, 1014 nt
Organism: Trichoderma breve
Lineage: Eukaryota; Fungi; Ascomycota; Sordariomycetes; Hypocreales; Hypocreaceae
Product: transaldolase/Fructose-6-phosphate aldolase domain-containing protein
Exons: 6
Coding region: 1-1014 (337 amino acids)
Biological process (GO): pentose-phosphate shunt, non-oxidative branch; carbohydrate metabolic process
Cellular component (GO): intracellular anatomical structure
Molecular function (GO): transaldolase activity
Source: RefSeq, a predicted model, not a curated record